Molecule: messenger RNA, 1725 nt
Organism: Entamoeba histolytica HM-1:IMSS
Lineage: Eukaryota; Evosea; Mastigamoebida; Endamoebidae
Product: PH domain containing protein
Exons: 1
Coding region: 1-1725 (574 amino acids)
Biological process (GO): Ras protein signal transduction
Cellular component (GO): plasma membrane
Molecular function (GO): GTPase activity; GDP binding; GTP binding
Source: RefSeq, a predicted model, not a curated record
AUGAGUUGUCCUACAUUAUGUGAAGACCCACACUAUCCAGCGUUAUCAGCUAAAUCAUUAUCAAAGAAAUAUAUUGAAAUAUUAAAAAAUACAGUAGUAGGAGGAGCAACUGCAUCAAUAGAAGUAUUAAUAACGUCACAUUCACCAGAAGUAACACAAAAAUUUUUAAACAAAUGGAUUGGAAUAAAGAGUUGUUUAUUAACAUCAACUCCAAUGGUAGCUUCAAUUCAAUAUGAAGGGAAAUCUGAAUUACAAAUAAGAAUAUCAUCAUUAAUAGGAUAUGAAAAUGUACUUCCAAUGAGAGAAAUGCAUUUUGCAUCAAAAAAAGCAUUUUUAGUAGUAAUAUCAUCGAAUGAAGUAGAGAGUAUAAGUACAUUAAAUGAAGUUCAAGAAAUAUGUGGAAAAAUAUAUGGACAAGAAAGUCAAGAAGCUAAAAAUAUUAUUGCUAUUUUAGGAGAAGAUAAUCAUGGAGAAUGUCAAUCUAUUAGAAUGCAUUGUAAAGAACGUGGAAUUCAUGUGGCUGGUGAAAUUAAUGAAUUAUGUAAUAUUCUUGUUGAUGUUUAUAAACAAAAAAAUGUUCAAACUGAUGCUAAUGUUAAUGAUAAUAUGGAAAUUCUUGUUCUUGGAGAUUCUACUGUUGGUAAAACAACAUUAGUUUCAAGAAUUAUGAAUGAAGAAUUGUCAUAUUAUAUGCAAACAAGAAAUUUUAGUACUCGUUCAAAAAUUACUCAAGUUGGUAAAAUGUUUAAUUUAAAAAUUAUUGAUUCACCUGGAAAUAUUAAAGAAUUAGCUGGUUUUGAUUCUGAAAGAGGAAAUACACCAAUUAUAACUGCAACUGUUGAAAAAACACUUUCGUUAUUAAAAACAAAAAAUCUUCUUGAUAUUAGUGUUGUUUAUAUUGUUUUUGAUAUUUCUAAUAUUGAUAGUUAUAAUUACGCUUUAGAAUUAUUAAAAAAAUUUAGUGCUGUUUCUUCUAAAACUAAAAUUGUUGUUUUUGGUAAUAAACAAGAUGUUGCUAUUGAAUUUGGUGUUGAAUUUUCUACAUCUGAAAUUGAACAAAAAGCUGAUAUGUUUUAUAUUACUUCUUUUACUACUAUCUCAGACGCUGAAUUACAAAAAAUUGUUUCAAAAACUAUUAAAUUCGCUCGUCCAACUGAAUGUCUUCCUAAAGUACUUCCAUUCCCUGGACAUAUUGAAACUAAAGGUAUUGUUCAAUUCGGAGAGAAAAAAACUCAUAAAUUGUUUUUAAAAAUAAAAAAUGGUGUUUUACAUUAUGCUGAUUCAGAAAAAGAAUUGGAUAAAAAAGGAAAAUGUUUAUCUUUAAAAGGUAUUAGCAUUGAUGAAGUUCCUGUAGAACAACCAAAAAAAGGAAAAGAAAUUAAAGAAGCUAUUUUAGAUAUCACUUUUGGUGAUGAUAAAUAUCAACUUAAAACUAAAACUGUAGAUGAAAGAACAGAAUGGAAAAAUGCUUUACUUAAUUCAAAAAUUAUGUGCGAUAUUCUUGAUGGAUCAAAAAGACAAAUUUUAGAAGAAUUAGUCGUUGUUACUGCUUCUUCUAUGACAAGUCAAAUGCAACGACAAGCUGAGGAGGUUACUCACAUGAAAGAUAAAACUUAUGACUUCAAUAAGAAUCCAAAUACUACUGGAAUGGUUUAUACUCCUCACACUGAUGAACCAAUGGAUAGUAAGGGUAAAAAAGAUAAGAAAGAUAAAAAGAAGAAAUAA